Molecule: messenger RNA, 2059 nt
Organism: Tarenaya hassleriana
Lineage: Eukaryota; Viridiplantae; Streptophyta; Magnoliopsida; Brassicales; Cleomaceae
Product: sucrose transport protein SUC4-like
Exons: 6
Coding region: 69-1592 (507 amino acids)
Biological process (GO): sucrose transport
Cellular component (GO): vacuole; plasma membrane
Molecular function (GO): sucrose:proton symporter activity
Source: RefSeq, a predicted model, not a curated record
CCCCUUCUUUCUGCUUUACUCUCUCACAAGCAAGCCACGAGUCAGUCCUCUCAGAGAGAGGUUGAAAGAUGACCAAUCCUAGUGAAGAUCGCCGCCCCCGUCCUCCGGCGACUCGUCCGCCGCCGCACCAUCCCUCUCGGCCGGCAGCAUCGACGGCAGCACAGUCGAAAGUCUCGAAACGUAUCCUCCUCCGCGUCGCCUCCGUGGCCUGCGGAAUACAGUUCGGAUGGGCUCUUCAGCUCUCGCUUCUCACGCCGUACGUGCAAGAGCUAGGGAUUCCACACGCGUGGGCGAGUGUGAUUUGGCUCUGUGGUCCGCUCUCGGGCUUGUUCGUGCAACCCCUCGUAGGGCACAGCAGCGACCGGUGCACGAGCAGGUUCGGCCGUCGCCGUCCGUUCAUCGUCGCCGGAGCUGUGUUGAUCGCCAUCGCGGUGUUGAUCAUCGGCCACUCGGCGGACAUCGGUUGGGCGUUUGGCGACAGAGAAGGGAAGAUUCGAACGAGAGCGAUUGUGGCGUUUGUUUUCGGGUUUUGGAUCCUCGAUGUUGCGAAUAACAUGACUCAGGGUCCUUGUAGAGCUCUUCUCGCCGAUCUCACUGAGAAUGACCACCGCAGGACCCGAGUAGCAAACGCUUACUUCUCACUCUUCAUGGCUAUUGGCAAUAUUCUUGGCUACGCCACUGGAUCUUACAGUGGUUGGUAUAAAGUCUUCCCAUUCACGAAGACUGUUGCAUGCAAUGUGGAAUGUGCCAAUCUCAAGGCUGCCUUCUACAUAGACGUAGUGUUUAUUGCAAUAACUACGUGCUUAAGUGUAUCUGCAGCUCAAGAGAUACCUCUUUCUUCGCUGCCUUCCGAAGCACAUGAGGGAUCCAGUAGCACCCAGGAAGCUUUCAUGUGGGAAUUAUUUGGGACUUUCAAAUAUUUCCCAGGAAUUGUUUGGAUAAUCCUGCUGGUUACAGCAUUGACUUGGGUCGGUUGGUUUCCGUUUAUUCUCUUUGAUACUGAUUGGAUGGGUCGGGAGAUCUAUGGUGGAGAACCAAACCAAGAUCCUUAUUAUAGUGCUGGUGUCAGGAUGGGUGCACUUGGUUUGCUGUUGAAUUCUGUUUUUCUUGGAAUCACUUCUGUGCUCAUGGAGAAACUUUGCAGAAAGUGGGGGGCUGGUUUUGUAUGGGGAGUGUCGAACAUCCUUAUGGCUCUUUGCUUUCUUGCUAUGAUUGUGACCUCCUUUGUUGCAUACCAUCUGGGUUACCUCGGCCAUGGUUCACCACCUGCUGGCAUUGUAUUUACCGCACUAUUCAUUUUUUCGGUUCUUGGCAUUCCAUUGGCGAUAACCUACAGUGUCCCAUAUGCAUUGAUUUCUAUUCGUAUCGAGGCGUUGGGACUCGGCCAAGGCUUGUCCUUGGGAGUGCUGAAUUUAGCCAUUGUGAUCCCACAGGUUAUCGUGUCUGUAGGUAGUGGCCCGUGGGAUCAGCUGUUUGGAGGUGGGAAUUCACCAGCCCUUGCGGUAGGAGCUGUUGCAGGCGUUAUUGGUGGAAUUGUGGCCAUCUUGGCUAUUCCUCGAACUAGGGUCCAGAAGACAACGCCUCUCCCAUGAAUUCCUUUCAUUGCACAAGGUUGAUGCAAAAGGUGGACAAUACUGAACAACGAUUAGAGGGUCCAUAUGACGGAACGGUAAACGGGAGUUUAAAGGCAUGUUGGAGAGCAUGUACCAACAAUUUUAUGCUUGAAGAAAUGACCCAAGAGAUUGCAAUUUGACGCCGUCCUUGUCAUGAAAAAUGCAUGAACAGCUGACAGUCACUGUGGCUAAACCCGGUAUUUGUCUAGGACCUAAGCCCUAACUCUGGGCUGCGAUCCUCGUCAAUAAAGGGGCCAUUGAAGUUUGCAAUGAAAAAAUGACGUCACUGAAUUCACAAGGUAUUUGCAUCUCUCCUUUUAUCGAUGUCCUGAUUCGUUUUUUUCUUCAUCGGGUUAAUCCUUGCCUGUUCCACUGUUAUUUGCUUGCUUUCCCAUUUCCAUGUACAUUCAAAGUAUUAAAUGUUGUGUAAUCAUGUCUGCUGCUUC